AUGAUCUUGGCCACCAUCAUUGCCAACUGCAUCGUCUUGGCCCUGGAACAGCAUCUUCCUGAGGAUGACAAGACCCCAAUGUCCCGCAGACUGGAGAAGACAGAACCGUAUUUCAUUGGGAUCUUUUGCUUUGAAGCUGGGAUCAAAAUCGUGGCCCUGGGGUUCAUCUUCCAUAAGGGCUCGUACCUCCGCAAUGGCUGGAAUGUCAUGGACUUCAUUGUGGUCCUCAGUGGCAUCCUGGCCACUGCAGGAACCCACUUCAACACACAUGUGGACCUGAGGACCCUCCGGGCUGUGCGUGUCCUAAGGCCCCUGAAGCUCGUGUCAGGGAUACCUAGCCUGCAGAUUGUGUUGAAGUCCAUCAUGAAGGCCAUGGUGCCUCUUCUGCAGAUUGGCCUUCUGCUCUUCUUUGCCAUCCUGAUGUUCGCUAUCAUUGGCUUGGAGUUCUACAGUGGGAAGCUGCACCGGGCAUGCUUCAUGAACAGUUCAGGUAUUCUAGAAGGAUUUGACCCCCCUCACCCAUGUGGCGUGCAGGGCUGCCCAGCUGGUUAUGAAUGCCGGGACUGGAUCGGCCCCAAUGAUGGGAUCACCCAGUUUGAUAACAUCCUUUUUGCUGUGCUGACUGUCUUCCAGUGCAUCACCAUGGAAGGGUGGACCACCGUGCUGUACAAUACCAAUGAUGCCUUAGGAGCCACCUGGAAUUGGCUGUACUUCAUCCCCCUCAUCAUCAUUGGGUCCUUCUUUGUUCUCAACCUCGUCCUGGGAGUGCUUUCCGGGUAA
Molecule: messenger RNA, 780 nt
Organism: Hippopotamus amphibius kiboko
Lineage: Eukaryota; Metazoa; Chordata; Mammalia; Artiodactyla; Hippopotamidae
Product: voltage-dependent R-type calcium channel subunit alpha-1E-like
Exons: 6
Coding region: 1-780 (259 amino acids)
Biological process (GO): calcium ion import across plasma membrane; chemical synaptic transmission
Cellular component (GO): membrane; neuronal cell body; voltage-gated calcium channel complex
Molecular function (GO): high voltage-gated calcium channel activity
Source: RefSeq, a predicted model, not a curated record